Messenger RNA from Suncus etruscus (white-toothed pygmy shrew), 2072 nucleotides. RefSeq names its product 1-acylglycerol-3-phosphate O-acyltransferase PNPLA3-like. The transcript is spliced from 9 exons. Gene Ontology annotation, biological process: triglyceride catabolic process; lipid homeostasis. Bases 71 to 1525 code for a protein of 484 amino acids. NCBI's taxonomy places the organism in Eukaryota, Metazoa, Chordata, Mammalia, Eulipotyphla, Soricidae. Gene Ontology annotation, cellular component: membrane; lipid droplet; cytoplasm. Gene Ontology annotation, molecular function: triacylglycerol lipase activity. The record is from RefSeq and is a predicted model, not a curated record.
UUCCACUUGCACGCGGGGCUCCCAGGGACGCACGGGCCUCCGGGCACCCCUGAACCCCACCGCCGCCGCUAUGUUCGACUCGGAGCGCGGCUGGAAUCUGUCCUUCUCGGGGUGCGGCUUCCUGGGCAUCUACCACGUGGGGGUGACCCGCUGUCUGAGCGAGCGCGCCCCGCAUCUUCUCCAUGGUGCGCGCAAGCUGUUCGGCUGCUCGGGGGGCGCGCUGCACUGCGUCACGUUCCUGGCGGGGAUGCCGCUUGACCGUGUGAUUCACAUGAUCAUGAAACUGGCGCGCGUGGCUCGCAGCCGGCAGCUGGGCAUCCUGCACCCCGCCUUCCACAUGAGCCGCUAUCUCCGGACCGAGCUGCACAAGGACCUCCCGGACAAUGUCCACCAGCUGGUGUCGGGCCGGCUCGGCAUCUCGCUCACCAGGGUGGCUGACGGCAAGAACGUGCUGGUGUCCCAUUUCCGCACCAAGAAUGAUGUCGUGGAUGCCCUGGUCUGCUCCUGCUUCAUCCCCUUCUACAGUGGCCUCUUCCCUCCUUCCUUCCAAGGCGAGCGCUACAUGGACGGCGGUGCAAGCGACAACGUGCCCUUCGCGGACUCCACCACCACCAUCACGGUGUCGCCUUUCUACGGAGAGAUGGACAUCUGCCCCAAGGACAGGUCCACCAACUUCCUGUUCGUGGACUUCACCAAGCUCAGCAUGCGGCUAUGCACGCAGAACGCCUACCUCCUCAGCAAGGCGCUCUUCCCGCCCGACCUCAAGGUGCUGGCAGAAAUAUGCCUUCGAGGCUACCUGGAUGCUUUGAGGUUCCUGGAGGAGAAUGGCAUCUGUCACAGCCCCCAGCCUGACCUGAGCUUGUCCCCAGCCCCUGGGGGCCCCGAGAGCCUGGAGAGCCCAGAGAGCCUGGAGAGCCCUGAGCCUGCUGCCCCAGAGGCUGAGCCUGAGCCGGACGAGCUUCUGGAUCACCUGCGGGCCAACCUGCUGCCCUGGGACGAGCAAGUCCUGGAGACACUGUCACCCAAACUCACACAGGCCUUGCGCGAAGCCAUGAAGGAGCCAAGCGGGUACCUGAGCAAGAUACGCAGCUUCCUGCCCGUGAAGGUCUUGUCCUACAUAGUGCUGCCCUGCACGCUGCCGGUGGAGUCGGUCAUCGGGUUGGCCCAGCGGCUGGUGACGUGGCUUCCAGAUUUCUCGAAUGACAUCAAGUGGCUGAACUGGGCUGUCUCUCAUGUCUGCUCUCAGGUGCUCAAGCAUCUGGUUCCAGCAACCAGGUCCCAAGUGCCAGCCGAUGGCCAACAGCCUUCCCAGCACCGACUGGAUCCUGACCCUGUGGGGCACUGGCGCCCUCUCUGCCCUCCAACAGACCCUGAUGCCCACCCUGAGGACUGUCCAGUGGGCUCCAAGGCUGAGGCUGCCCAAUGUGCCAUGCUCCGGGCCAGCCUGACCCUGCUGAGUGGCAGUGUGCCUGUGGGAACCAGGGGAGACUCCUGCAGCCCCCUGUGUCCUAUGGAGACUUUUUGAGGCCUCGGGUGGCUGACGCACUUUCUCGAUGAGGGCCUGGGCCCCUCCUUGCGAGGCCAUUGUGGCCAUGACGUGCUUGCAGUGGCCCAGCCGAAUGGGCAAUUUUUCUGUGAUCAAAGCACCAGCUGCUGGAGGAAAUGAAAGAUCGAAUUUCUGGGUCUCGGCACAACUGGUCUGAGAGAGGCUCUAAGAUCUCCAGCCCAGCAUCCACUGGCCGGGGCUCUUCCUAACCCUUAGCCCCCCUGUGACUUUGAGGCUCCCAAUAUGGGGAUACUAGUCCAAUCUAGGGGGCUGGAAGAAGUGGGGUCCCCUUUGGAGGCUGAGCUGGGUGGGCAGUCAAUAUGGGACAGGUGGGACAGACCAGUGCCUUUGGUCUUGUCCUGAUAUUUGAUAGUUUUGUAUGAAAUCUGAGAUUCUCCUGAGGAUUUUGCACAGGAUGUGAGGUUGUAUUUCCGUGAGAGCUUCUUGGAACAGCCUUAAAAACAAAAACGCAGUGCACCAGAUGCUUUCUUUUUGUCUCUGUCUCUCUUUCUUUCUCUCAUAAACA